This is a messenger RNA of Xenopus laevis (African clawed frog), 1747 nucleotides long. RefSeq names its product cytochrome P450 family 2 subfamily A member 6 gene 7 L homeolog (gene cyp2a6.7.L). The transcript has 9 exons. Lineage: Eukaryota; Metazoa; Chordata; Amphibia; Anura; Pipidae. Gene Ontology annotation, cellular component: cytoplasm; endoplasmic reticulum membrane. Gene Ontology annotation, biological process: epoxygenase P450 pathway; xenobiotic metabolic process. Gene Ontology annotation, molecular function: monooxygenase activity; iron ion binding; heme binding. The record is from RefSeq and is a predicted model, not a curated record. The coding region runs from base 15 to 1499 and encodes 494 amino acids.
ACAGCUUGUACAAAAUGGAUAUAACAGGACUGGGCACAUUGAUUCUUAUUCUGCUGAUCUCCUGCAUGGUGAUCUACUCAACAUGGAAUUCAAUGUACAGGAAGCGGAAUCUGCCCCCGGGACCAACUCCAUUUCCUCUCAUUGGUAACUUGCUGCAGAUCAAAAGGGGGGAAAUGGUGAAGUCUUUUACAGAGUUUGGUAAACAGCAUGGUCCUGUGUACACUCUCUACUUGGGCCCAAGACCUGUAAUUGUCCUGAAUGGCUACCAGGCUGUGAAAGAGGCCCUCAUAGAUAAAGCAGAGGAAUUCAGUGGAAGGGGAAAGCUGGUAGUAGCGGACAUGAUCUUUGGAGGCUUUGGUGUUGUUUUUAGCAAUGGAGAGCGCUGGAAGCAGCUUAGGCGUUUUUCUCUUAUGACUCUUCGGGAUUUUGGAAUGGGGAAACGAAGCAUUGAGGAAAGAAUUAAGGAGGAGGCACAAUACCUUCAAGUGGAACUACACAAAUACAAACAAACUCCAACAGACCCACAAAAUAUCCUUAAUCAGGCUGUCUCCAAUGUGAUUUGCUCAGUGGUCUUUGGCAACCGAUUUGAAUAUGAGAAUGCAGAUUUUCUAAAGCUUAUCAGUUUGUUUAAUGAGACAUUUCAGCUGAUGAGUUCCACCUGGGGCCAGCUCCAGCAAAUCAUCCCUUUUAUUAUGAACUACAUACCAGGACCUCAUCAAAAAAUAGAUAAAGUUGUUGCAAGACAGCUAGAAUUUGUGUCAGAAAGAGUAAAGAAAAAUCAGGAGUCCAUUGAUUUCAAUUCUCCAAGAGACUAUAUUGACUGUUUUAUCAUUAAAAUGCAACAGGAAAACCAAAAUCCAAAAUCUGAAUUUAACAUGAAAAAUUUGUUGGUGACUGUCCUAAACUUAUUCUUUGCUGGGACCGAAACUGUCAGUUCAACUCUGAGGAAUGGCAUUCUCCUCCUUCUGAAAUACCCACAUAUACAAGAAAAGUUGCACAAAGAAAUUGAUCUUGUCAUUGGUCAAAAUCGGAAUCCAAAUAUUGAAGAUAGGAGCCAGAUGCCCUAUAUGGAUGCUGUCAUCCAUGAGAUCCAGAGGUUCAGUGAUAUUCUUCCAAUGAAUCUGCCACAUUCAGUCAUAAAGGACACUACAUUCCAAGGAUACACAAUUCCAAAGGAUACUGAUGUCUAUCCAAUGCUGUGUUCUGUCCUAAGAGACCCAACACAAUUUACAACACCAGAGAAAUUUAACCCAGGACAUUUUCUAGAUGAUUCUGGCUGCUUUAAGAAGAAUGAUGCUUUUAUGCCAUUUUCUACAGGUAAACGGAUAUGCUUGGGAGAGGGACUGGCUCGGAUGGAGCUCUUUCUCUUUCUUACAACAAUCCUGCAGAACUUCACACUCACCACAGAGACUCAAAUCACAGAAUCUGACAUCACCCCCAGAAUGGCUGGAUUUGCAAAUGUUCCUAAGUCUUACAAGGUGUCUUUUGUGCCACGUUAAAGGGAGCGAUGUAAUGUGGUAAUGGUUUUAUUGUUCUGAUCAUGCAUAAACAAGCUCUGAACUCAUGUUGGCAUCUAAUCGCAAAGGUCAAAACACGCACACAUUUUAGUAUUGUUGAAUAACUAUGUAAAAAUUAGGCAUUAAGGUCAGGAUUCAUUUGCAUCAUUGUAGUAUUCACUGUUGCUACUUUAAAAUUAUACAGCUAAAUACUCUCUUAUUACUUAAUUGUAUUAAUAAAAGCUUUAAAA